Molecule: messenger RNA, 306 nt
Organism: Geodia barretti
Lineage: Eukaryota; Metazoa; Porifera; Demospongiae; Tetractinellida; Geodiidae
Source: the annotation of a GenBank genome assembly
AUGUUACAUGAUACGACCGUUUCUCCAGCUCAAAAACUGCCCGAAUCGAUCAAAAAGUACAGAAGAUACAGUUCCUCACUCAUGUUGGGAUCAUUUGUUAGAAGCUUAGUUUGCGUUGUAUACCUGCUGGCGUCCGAUGUCAGUGGUAAAGUUCUUGACGGUCAUGAUACUGGAAAAAACUGUUCAGCUAUUCUCAAUGUAUCUUCUUCGCUCCAUGAUGGUAAGCCUGCUGAGUGUCCACCAUGGUUCACACAAGGCAAUCAAACUGGAGAUUGCAGAGCAGGACCGACCCUGAAUGGCAUAAUA